Molecule: messenger RNA, 1576 nt
Organism: Sander lucioperca (pikeperch)
Lineage: Eukaryota; Metazoa; Chordata; Actinopteri; Perciformes; Percidae
Product: receptor-interacting serine/threonine-protein kinase 4-like
Exons: 8
Coding region: 94-1185 (363 amino acids)
Biological process (GO): protein phosphorylation
Molecular function (GO): JUN kinase kinase kinase activity; ATP binding
Source: RefSeq, a predicted model, not a curated record
AGCUGGAGAGUAGUCGGUGUUGUCGGGUCUGGCUGGUUUGAUGAGUUGAUGGAACAAGUGGAGAAUAGAUGAGUCCUGUUUGAUCAGUGAACUAUGGAAAUGUUUGUUGAAGACUCAAGCCUGGAGCGCUGGGAGGUGAUUGGCUCUGGGGGUUUCGGACAAAUCUACAAAGCCAGGCACUGUCGGUGGGCCUGUGAUGUGGCCAUUAAACUGCUUCGUCAUGAUGACGGGACCAAUGAGUCUUUGCUGCGUGAGAUCGACAUGAUGCGUCAGGCGAGCAGCCCGCACGUUAUUCACGUCCGAGGGGUCUUCAAGGGUCGACCGCCCCACUCUGGCCCAUCAACGCAGCUUGGCGUGGUCAUGGAGCUCAUGGAGAGAGGAUCACUGGCCAACCUACAGGAGGCCUUGAGUCAAACUCCACCACCCUGGCCACUGGCCUUCAGACUGGCUCACCAAGUGGCUCUGGGUAUUAACUGCCUCCACAGUCUGCCCCGUCCCGUGCUCCACCUGGACCUGAAGCCCCCCAACGUGCUGCUGGACGACACUCUCAAUGCCAAGCUUACAGAUUUUGGCCUUGCCCGGAUUUCCUGCAGCGUCUCACGGGUUUCCAAGAAGGAUGAUGAAGUGGGAGGGGGGACGGUCAACUACAUGCCACCAGAGGCGUUUGAAUUAUCAUACAAACCCAACCGAGCCUCUGAUAUCUACAGUUAUGGUAUACUCAUAUGGUCUAUUCUCACAGGGAAACAGCCAUAUGAAAAUGCGAAACCCACCAGAGUGCAACUUCUCAUCCCAUUGGAACACCGUCCACUGCUGGACGAUAUCAGGGGCCAGGCUGCGGGGUUGGCAGAGUUGACAGGACUGAUGAAGAGAUGCUGGGACAAUAUACCCAAACGAAGGCCCCCUGCCCUUGGUGUGGAAACUUCUUCACUUACUAAAACUGCACUGACACAGAAUUAUAAUAGCUUGAGAUGCCUGGCUCUAAUGUCACACCUUUACUCUAUGUUGUGGACAACAGAGUGUACAACUGAGACAGAAGAACUGUAUAAGAUGUACAAACAUGCAAUUAAUGACGCUGUCCAUGAAGUGCUGAAGAAACUGGACCAAAAGGAAGAAGCAAUGAGCCCUGCCAAGAGAUUAACGAUUUGCCAAUCAGCUGGGCUCUCUGGCCAAUCACAACUAAGUUAGUCAAACUUGUGUUUUGUGUCAUAGGCUCCACUGAGCCCACUGCAUCGCUCCUGUUGCGGCCAGGGUUUACGCUUAAGUGCUUUUUUUAUGGCCAAUGUACUGUGGCCAAAACGGUUCAACAGAAAUGUAAACUGUACAACACAAAUACAAAAGCUACAACAUGAAUGCAAAAGCCACAAUACAAAUGCAAAAGCUACAGCAGAAAUUAGCUUGAACGGAAGUGACCGUCUACGCAGCAGCGUCAGCUCAGUUUUCAGAAUUUGUUUUGAAAAUUAUGGGGGUUCUUUGGCCACUGUCCCAUGUCACAUGUCCACUUGUGUAACAUUUCACGUUUUCAUGUGCAUUCAUGAGGCAUGUUGAAUAGAUCUCUUGAAUAUUACUGACAUUGACA